Marchantia polymorpha subsp. ruderalis is the source of this 6700-nucleotide messenger RNA. Lineage: Eukaryota; Viridiplantae; Streptophyta; Marchantiopsida; Marchantiales; Marchantiaceae. The record is from the annotation of a GenBank genome assembly.
AACAAUAGUCCGAAGUAUCGAUCGUACAUCAAGUAGAGCAAUUUAAAGGCGGAGUUCAUCAGGCCCAAGUCUCCAGGAAUGGGAGAACGAAUCUAUGAAAAUCUUACGGCAGUCUAGAGUCCCGGGAAGGCUAAUCUAGCGGCCCCGAUGAACUUGGUUAACAGAACAAACAGACAAGUUUCGAGCGCAAUUGCCACUGCCUCGAUGGAAAGGAGCGCUAGGCAGGAGUCGCUCGCGGUGACCUGGCAGACCCCGAUUGCCGCAGUAUGGAGCGGUGUUCGCGGGCUCGCAGCUGAAGCCGGUCUCGGCAGCGCGACUAUUCUCUUGGUCCCGGUCUAAUUUCCCGUCGGGGUCCAAAUCGGGAGGAGAGGAGGAGAGGAGGGCCGGGCCGGGUCGGGCCCACGAGGAGGGAAGGAGCACUGGCCGCUAAUCACGCUGCUUAAGCCAGAUUAAAGGACGUUCUCCGGGAGCCGGAGAGGAAAAAGAGGGGAGCAAAAGCGCGAGCGCAGCUCGUCGGAAGGGGGCUCUUUCUUCUUCCUUCUACAGAGACACCCCGACAUUUAUGUUAGCCUUAGAAGUGUCGCAUAUUAUAACAGUGGACGGAGAAAUCCGGGGGAAAUUGCUCAUGACAGGCAGGCAGGCGGGCAGAACAGGCAAUCUAACGAAUUUUCUUCUUGCCAUGCUCUGGAUAUGCCCACCGGUGUAGAAUGCUCGUCGGCUCUGGCUCCUGGAUCAUCUGCUAGCAAGAAAGUGAAAAGAAGAAGAAGGAGAAGGAGGAGCUCGAGAUUUUGAAUUUCAGCGGUUUGAAAUUCUUUUCUCCUUUCCUUCUGGAUGGCUGGCAAUGGCGGGCCUGUUACCCCGAGAACAGCCGUGAUUCGAGUACUUGUUGGGGCCCUUGCUGAUAGCUCUCUGUUAGUCAGAGAUGCCGCUGCCGCAGCGUUACGGGAGAACGCACAGCAGAAUGCUGCUAUUAUACUCGACUGUUGUACAGCGAGCCUGCGAGUCGGGAAAAGAGUUUCGGAAAAGAAGAGCUUAUGUUGUGGAAUGCUGGCCAAAAAUUAUGUUCAGCGCGGAGGGCAGUUUGGUAGCCACCAUGCUGGAGUAUUCUCGAUUAUGGCUUACACUGUUCAAAACAUGGGAGAGGAGCAGCUAGAUCCUAUAUUUAUGAGGAAAAUGGCUAAAGUAGCACUUGGGGAAAUGACGAGCACUAAGGAUUACACUAGUGACUGGCAGCGGGCUGCCGCGAGUCUUCUUGUCGCUUUAGGUUCUCGUUUACCAGAUAUGAUGAUGGAUGAAGUUUUCCUGCAACUCGCUGGAAAUAUGAUACCUGUGUAUGCUGUGGUUCCAAUUUUCGCUGACUUUGCAACAGUAGAUGCAUUACAAUUUGCACCGAGGGUUAAGGGAGUUCUGUCACGCGUUCUCCCUGUUCUUGGAGGAGUGAGAGAUAAUCAGCGCCGGGCAUUUGCUAAAGCUUUCACGUGCUGGUGCCAAGCAAUAGUGCAGUAUCAUGAAGAUUGUCCAAAUGUGAACCUAGUCGACAAUGACAUGCAAGCUUUGUUUCAAUCAGUGUUCGAUUUGUUUUUGAAUUCUUGGGUUUCAUCGCGUGAACCUAAGGUACGGUUAGCAGCUGCAGAGGCUCUGGGAGAGAUGGUUGUCUUCAUCGGUAGACUACAACUUAAGGCAGCUCUGCCAAGGAUCCUCCCUGCAAUUUUAGGAGUGUUGAAGAAAGAAAGAGAGGAUCUUCUUCCAGUUACACGCAGUUUGCACAUGAUUCUUGAUACUGUGCUAAUUACCAGAGAAAGAGUUCCUAUGAUAGACUUCCAGGCACUUACUCCUGUUUUGAAUGCAAUCAUUCCUAUGGCAUCGGUUUCAUCCAACAAAUUAAAGGAUUGUGAUCCAAGUUUUUAUCUGAAAAAUCAUAAUGAAGUGAUGAGAUGCUUUGUUACGAUCGGAGUUGUCUGCCCUGAAGACAUGUUUCAUGAUCUCAUACAUCGAAUUGGAUCCCGCGAAGAAGGAACUCGACUAGGAGCUCUUUCAGUGCUUAAACAUCUCCUUACCAGGUUGUCAGAAACAUGGAUGACAAGAAGGACAGCGCUGGCUGAGUCUGUUAAAUCUCUUCUUCAAGAAUCCGAUUUAAAUACAAGGAAGGCUGUUGCAGAGUUAAUUGUUGCAAUUGCAGCAAAUGGUUACAUGGAAGCGGACAGCAGUGAACUGUUCAUGGAGUUCUUGGUACGGCAAUGUGCGAUUCCUGAUCGUGAAGUCGAGGCAUACAGGACAGAACAAACAGCUAUUGAGAAGGCAAUGGGGCUGCCGUCAGUUCUUCCCAGCAAAAAUGAGCUAAAAGUUGGAGCAGUAUCACCAGCAGAGUUACGGGCUGUUUGUGAGAAGAGCUUGCUCCUCCUCGCCGGCACCAUGGCCGAGACAGAGUGCUUUUUGUGGCCAUACCUUCUUAAGGUGCUCAUACCAAUCAACUAUACGGGUGCCGUGGCAACGGUUUGCAAAUGUAUUUCUGAGAUUUCAAGACGAAGACUGGCCUCCGGUGAAAUCAUGACCGUAGACUAUGCAGCAUCUUCUGGUGUCCCACAUCCUGAUGAAAUUUUAGCGCGGUUACUUGUACUUUUACAGAACCCAAUGGCUAGAGAACAACUGGCUGCCCGAAUUCUGACGGUACUCUUCUAUCUGGCACCUUUGUUUCCAAAGUCUGUCGUCCUGCUUUGGGAGGAUGAGAUUCCAAAACUGAAAGCGUUCAUUAGUGAUCCUGAGGAUAUGCGUGGUGAGUCCUGGCAGCAAGCUACCUGGGACGAUAUGAUUGUGCAUCUACUGUCAGAAUCUAUUGACGUUAUACAGAACUCUCAGUGGACACUCAGUCUUGGUAACGCUUUUGCCAGUCAUUACGAUUUAUAUACUGGAGAUCAUCCACACUCCGCCUUGCUGCACAGGUGCUUAGGUAUGCUACUUCAGAAAUUGGAUGACAGAGAUUACGUGCAGAGGAAAAUCUCUCUUAUGUACAAGAGAGCAGAUGUCGCAAAUGAAGCUAAUAGGCUCGGGCUGGCGAUGGGAAUGGGACUGGUUGCAGCGUCACAUCUUGACACAGUUUUAGAGAAGCUGAAGAAGGUUCUGGAAAGCCAAGGUCGAAAUAGAUUUCGACGCCUUCUGUCAGUCUUCUUUGAUCAAAGCAACCGGCCAGAUGUGGACGACGUAUUUGCUGCAUUGGCUUUGAUGUAUGGAUACGCUGCUUCGUACGCACCCUCAUCGGCGAUAGAAGCACGGAUUGAGACACUUGUGGGCACCAACAUGCUCUCAGGACUGCUGGGCGUCCGCACAGCAACAGCUAAACAGGCCGUCAUCACUGCCAUCGACCUCCUAGGUCAGGCAGUCAUCAGAGCCGGUGCCAAUGGAGCUCCUUUUCCGUUAAAAAAGAGGGAUCAAAUGUUGGACUUUACCAUGGCUCUUAUGGCAGGGCAGUCUCAGGCUGCAGGUUAUAUCUUAGGAGCAUCAAGUGUCCUAGAGACGGAGCAACUUUUACACACACAGGAAUUGGCUGUCAAUGCGUGUACCACAUUGGUUUCUGUGGAGCCCAAAUUGCCAAUGGUUGCUAGAGAUCGGAUUCUUCAGGCUACUUUGGGCUUUUUUGCAUUACCUUCUGAACCUUCUGCAAUCGUCAAUUCUCUGUUGUCCAACUUGACAACUUUACUGUGUGCUAUUUUGCUGACGAGCGCAGAAGAUGGGAAGAGUAGGGCAGAUCAGUUGCAACAUCUGCUUAGGAACCUUGAUCAGUAUGUUUCUUCACCUGUUGAGCAUCAGCGAGAGCGAGCAUGUGUAUCCGUCCUUGCCGUGCUUCGGCAGUUUAGAGCUCUUUGCACUACGGGUAUUUGUCCUGUAAAUUGCGGCAAUAACUGUAUGCAUCUUCCAUCUUUCGGCGAUCGAAGUAUGAGCAAUACGUCAGCUCCACUUCUCUUACCACCUCGCGAAGAGCUGAAGCUUGGAGAGAGAACAAUGGCAUAUAUACCCCGCUGUGCCGAUGUGACAUCAGAUAUCAGGAAGACCUCUGCACAGAUACUCGACCUCCUCUUCAGCAUUGCAUUAUUAUUGCCGAAGCUAGUGGGUUCAGCCACUGAAAACAAACAACCCUCAUACGCUGCGUUGUCAGCUCUAGAGGAGCUGAUCGCAGUAACGAAUUGGGUAUGCACUAGCCAUUCGGCUUCAUCUAGUGAUACGAUCGACGUAAUGAGGCGUAUAGUGGCAUCCGUCGGAAUUUUGUUGACAUCAGAGGAACUCGUUGCGUGUCUGCGGGGCUGCCAAACGGCAAUAUGUGACAGGAUUCCUCAAGCAUCACAAGGGACCAUCAUGGCUGUCACACAACUUAUUGCAAGGCGAGGCAAUGAGCUGCAAGAUAGUGACAUUCCCAAAGUCACUCAAUCAUUAUUGGCUUCUGCUGCGGCUGUUGGUGACAAGAAGAUGCGACAACAAGUUUUGAACUCCAUCUGUUGCCUUGCCGAGCAUGCUCAAGCCAAAGUGGUGUUCGAUGAACUUUUGACUUCUGCGGAAAAAGAUUCAACAAGAAAGGACACUGCCAGGAAUAAAGGGCCCUUGCCACUUCAGGAAGCAUACUUGGCUGUUGCAGAUCAUGAAAUUCUUGCUCUACCGUUUCUAGAGCAUGUAAUUCGAGUUAUCAAUCAGACACCUGUCUACAAAGCUAAUGAUGUGGACAAAGACAAUGAACAGUUGUCAGCGCCUUCGUCACUCAAUCCCUUGCCUCAAUCAGCGACACUAGCACUGGGAGCUAUUUUCAGAGGUACCUUCGGGAAGCUAGCAGUAUUAAAGUCAUAUUCUGGUGUGCUAUGUUCGCUGGUCUUACGAAUCGGGAGCUGUCAUGGAACUAUUGGGCUAGAGACGCAACCCUUGAGGGAUGUUGUCUCAACAUUUCAUUCCUUCUGCGAGUGUGUUGAUGACGAAGAGAUGGGCAAGGUGUUGGCUCGGGAUGGUGAGCAUCGUCUUUCUGGAGAUCGAUGGAUAGAAGCUGUAGAAGAAAUAGCAACAUGUUCUGCAAGAUCAAGGCCUGAAGAGGUGAACAGCAUCUGCACACUUCUUUGGCCCGCUUUGAAGAGACCCUACGAUUUUCAGAGAGCUGCGGCCGCUGCAGCUUUAUCUGAGUAUAUUAGGCACAGUGACGGAGAUGCUUUGUUGAAUAACCUCGUUGGUGCUCUAAGUGCACAUAUUGGAGAUGAUUCUCAUAGUGUGCGCCGUCUGUGUGUGAAAGGUCUAGUUCAGAUUCCAAAGAAAGAACUUGUGAAGUAUGCCUCUCAAGUGCUGAGUGUCAUCGUCGCACUGAUAGAAGAUGACGAGGAAGAAGUGGCUUUCGCAGCCGCACAAGGACUAUCUUCGGUGUUGGAGGUGGUACCGGAGGAAAAUGUUUCUCCAAUUAUGCUUAAUCUUUGUGUUAGACUCAGAUCUCUUCAGAGUCGACAAAAUUUGAGCAUGCGUGCGGCAGCUUUCGCAGCUUUGGGAGUUUUGAGUAGAUUCAACUUUGGUGGCCAACAGGAUGCUUUUCUUGAGCAGGUUCAUAGUUGUCUGCCACGUUUGAUUUUUCAUGUCAAUGAUGAAGCAUCAGCAGUGCGACAUGCUUGCAAGGCAACUCUGAGAAAAAUUGCUCCACUGCUGCAAGCGCAAGAAAUAACCAGCCUCAUGAACUCCAGGGCUUUCGAUUCUGAUCGAAGAUUGGACUACGACGAAUUCGUGAGAGAUUUUUCGAAACAUCUAGUCAGUGAAUUUGGAGACAGAGCAGACUCGUACAUAAUUUCUGCUAUACAGGCAUUCGAUAGCCCAUGGCCUCUUAUUCAAGCUAAUGCUGCGUAUUUCGCUGGUUGUCUAUUAUCUCGAUUGAGCGACAGAAGACCACUGGCCUUAUAUUUACCUCAGAUCACUGCUUCGUUAAUGAAGAUGACCGCAAAUGCGCCCAGCGCUAUAGUUCGAACAAAAUCUGCGGCGGCUUUGAGUCUGCUUAUAACGGAAAUACCAGACACGCCAAUAUAAGUCGGAGUUCAAAUAUUAUGUUUCGAGAAGAGGAUUCUUUACAAUUUAAGUCUCAUAUCAGACUUUUUUGCGCGACGUUGGUCUACCAGUUACAAGGUCAACGACUCUCUCUAAGUCUCAGCAUGCUGAGAUGCAGCGGUAUGAAUUGAGACAACUGUACAGGCGAAAUUGACACCAAUUCCACGUAUGGAGGGGACGGUGACUCUUUUGGACGAACUGUCAACUUCUUGUGUGGUUGUAAUGCUAGUCAAACACCAACACCAACAUCGAAUGACAAUGGAUAUACCUUAGCUUCAGAGAUAGCUGAAUCACAUAGAGAUGGUUUCUGUAGUCUGACAUCAUAGAUUCUUCUGUAGUUAAUUUGAGAUUUUAUUUGUACUUAUAAUACUUCCAAACGUAUUCUUACUUCGAGCCAUCUUGGACCAGUAUUGUAGAUUUAAAUCCAUUAGAAGCCACAUGAGUACUCGGCAAGAUUAUAUAAUAUUAGAAGCAUCCACGGGAAAUGAUAUUACAUUUACCUGUACAAUGUCAUAGUUUAUACAAUUGUAAUCAUCGCAGGUUUUUUUCAUUGUGGACAAGAAUGUGAUUAGUGGAAUGCACAUCUUAAUAGUAUCCAGCUCUCGUCAACUGUUUCUCAGACGGAGAGAUACUUGGGCAUGACAUUCUC